Messenger RNA from Aspergillus versicolor CBS 583.65, 2246 nucleotides. RefSeq lists its product as uncharacterized. The record is from RefSeq and is a predicted model, not a curated record. Gene Ontology annotation, biological process: transmembrane transport. Gene Ontology annotation, molecular function: transmembrane transporter activity. The transcript is spliced from 3 exons. Lineage: Eukaryota; Fungi; Ascomycota; Eurotiomycetes; Eurotiales; Aspergillaceae. The coding region runs from base 244 to 2070 and encodes 608 amino acids.
CGUGGGCAUCGCGUUUCAUGCGGUAACAUUUGUCCGCCAUUGGCCUUGCGCCCUGGUCCUUGCUAGUACUGACGAGUACUUGCUGGGAACUCUGGCCCGCCUCGCGUGUGCUGAAAAGGGCUGGCCCCGUCCGUACCCUGAUCGAAGAGGAUUUAUUCUGUCUGUCUGUUUUACGUCGGAAAGUCAUCUCGUGGGAAACUCUACUCGACAUUGUCGACUGAAGUAAACAGAUCCGGCUUGACCAUGGGCGCAUUGGAUCUUAUUCGGAACCGUGAUGCACGGGCAGCGCAGAAUGUCGUCGGUACCGACGAUUAUCACUUCAGGGAUGAGAAGCACCACCAGGCGAGUGACUUUGAGGUCCAUGCCUGGGGCCCGUCGACCGACACUCGCAGCAGUGCCGGACUACGACAUGAUGCUCGCGAGGGGGUAACCGAGGAUGCACAACCGGGUGUGCAGAAGGCGGAAGCUGUCGCACUGGUCUGGAGUAAAAAGGCGGCUUUUGGCACAUAUGCCCUUGUCUGGCUGGGAUUCUUCAUUCUCGCCCUGCAGUCGUCCAUCAGCAGCGCUAUUAUCCAGAACGUCUUUGCCAACUUCAGUGCUGCUCCUCAAGUCAGCACCGCGAAUAUCCUGUCCAAUGUCGUGGCUGGUGUGUUGAAGCUGCCCGUUGCCAAAAUCCUUACCCUCUGGGGACGAACGGAGGGACUGCUGGUCUUCGUCGCUAUCUAUGUCUUGGGUAUUAUCAUCCUCGCGGCUUGCAACGGCCCAGACUCAUACGCCGCUGGAUAUGUAUUGUAUUGGGUCGGAUAUGAUGCUCUCUACUUGAUUCUGGAUAUUUUCAUUGCCGAUACGACCGGGCUUCGCAACCGAGCGUUCGCCUUCGCCUUUGCCAGUACCCCAUUUAUCUGCACAGCAUUUACUGGGCCGUUGGCGGCGCAAUCCUUCUUGCAGACGUCCGGCUGGCGCUGGAGUUAUGGAGUGUUCGCUAUCGUCGCGCCAGUGGUCUUCCUUCCAUUGGCAGUAGUAUUCAAAGUCCACGAGAAGAGAGCAGAAAACGAGGGUAUCUUCCGACGACGCCCAAGUGGACGGACUACCAUCGAGUCCAUCAUCCACUACAUCCACGAAUUUGACAUCAUCGGCGCAUUCCUCCUCAUGGCCGCCUUCACCCUGGUUCUCCUCCCCUUCAGCCUGACCAGCUACGGCGCCGCCCAAUACAACAGCGCAACCUUCAUCGCAAUGGUCAUCGUCGGCUUCCUGCUCUUCCCAACCUUCGCCGCCUGGGAACGCUUCGGCGCAAGAACUCACUUCAUCCGCUGGGAACUCCUCAAAGACCGCACCGUGCUCGGCGCAUGCUUCCUCUCCGCCCUGCUCUUCUUCAGCUUCUACUGCUGGGACCUAUACCUGCUCAACUUCUGCGUCGUGGUCUUCAAUCUCUCCAUCGCCAUGGCCGGGUACGUGAACCAGAUCUUCAACGUCGGCAGCACAUUCUGGUCCGUCCUCGUGGGUAUCGUGAUCCGCAUUACACGCCAGUUCAAAUACCAGACCCUCUUCUUCGGUAUGCCACUCCUCUUCCUGGGCUCGGGUCUCAUGAUCCAUUUCCGCGGCCAGAACGAGGACAGCACAAUCGGGUAUGUGGUUAUGUGUCAGAUCUUCAUCGCCUUCGGCGGGUCUACCCUAGCUAUCGGGCAGGAUAUGGCAGUGAUGGCAGCCGCCGACCGCGAGAGUGUUCCCAUGAUGCUGUCCAUUCUCAGCCUCUCAUCGAGCAUCGGGACGGCUGUGGGAUUUGCGGCCUCGGCGUCUGUCUUCAAUAAUACCUUCCUGAAGUUCCUCACGCGGUAUCUGCCGGAAAGUUCCAAGGACCUUGCCGCUGAUAUCUAUAUUAAGGGGUAUGUUGAGCAGAUCACGUACCCUGUGGGCUCGGAGAUUCGGAACGCGAUUAAUCAGGCUUGGAGCGAGUAUAUGAAGUAUGCUUGUAUUUUGUCUACGUGUGUGCUGGUGCUGGGAUUCCCGGCUGUCGCGGUUUGGAGGAAUUAUCGGUUGGAUAGGAAGCAGAAUAAGGGGGUUGUCUUGUGAUUUUCUUCCUUUGUUUGGUUCGAUUUUUUCUUGUGAUUUGUAUAUUUUCUUUUUUUUUUCUUUUUGGGGCUGUGUUGGGCUGUUGGGCUGGGCGACUGGAGAGUGGUUAGAAAACGAUACCCAAAUACAAUGGAUCUACUAGACGACGACUGGAAUGACAUCAGCUAUAUCCACUC